AUGCAAGACGCAAUGUUAUGGAAAGAAGGCUUUCGUGGGCCGAAGUUUGACCUCCUUUACCAACCCAUAUUCAAAAUGUGCGAUAUAGUUGGUUUGAAAACCUUUGACGGUCUAGAAAGCAACAGAUAUGGAUUUGCUUUCUCCCAAGAUGAUGGUCUCGCCGUUACGCAGAUGGAUUUACUCCAAGGGUGCUCUGAAGAUACCGCCACAAUUCAGACUGCCGGCAUAGAGGAAUCCAAUGAGCAGAGCUUUUUUGUUAAGCCGAUUGAAAGAUCUGUGGAUGACAGAACGGUCGUCAGCUCAAUCUCAUUCAAAUCGCCACCGCAAUCUACAGAUCUGACUAAAAGCGUAAAGACUGUGUCGUGGGAACUGACUUCCGAUCAAGCGGCUGUUGCGCAAUCAGCCACUAAGGUCAAGAGAGUUAAUUUCGUUCCCGACAAGGACGUCACUCUAUCAGCUUUCGACAGUCGUCAUCAGCGUUCAAAGAAAAAUGAGAGAGAAUGCUUCGGUUUUCGAGGUGUAAUGAUUCAUUUAGAUUUUCAAGCACUCAAAGAAGCUGCUCUAGCUAGGUAUGCAGCUUCUUUGAGCGCUCAAAACUAUCCGUUUGCUUUGUCCCAAGUCUGAUU
Messenger RNA from Strongylus vulgaris, 626 nucleotides. The record is from the annotation of a GenBank genome assembly. Lineage: Eukaryota; Metazoa; Nematoda; Chromadorea; Rhabditida; Strongylidae.